AUGUCUGGUUUGGAUACCAUUCACGCCAAACGAAACUCCUAUAAGAAAGAGUGUGCGGGAGGUGUGGGCGCCUCCGGUGGCGGUAUCGGCAGGUCGUUGUCCACCAACACCCUCAAGGCUAUCAACACUAUCCGUACGAUACCUGCAAUUAAGUCCAAAUCGUUUAUAUCGUCGGCAACUCAUACGACAAACGCGAAUAUGAACGGCGCGACUGAGGCUAUGGGCGCUGGUAGUAGUGGCACUGUUAGCACUACCACCAGAUCCUGGCGCAGACUUUCAUGGCUGGACAGGAAGACCUGGUCCUUCCGCAGAGAAAAUGAAUGGAAAGGGAGUCUCGUAUGGUGUGGUCGGAAAAUGAAUGGAAAGGGAGUCUCGUAUGGUGUGGUCGGGUAUGAGGAGCUCAUCAUUGCUUAUGGCAAUAAACGUAAUACCCAUCAGAGUAUGGAGUGCUGGCCAGACAUCACCAUAAUCUUCACCAAAGAUGCCUACGAAUGGGAUGAAUACCUCACCGAAUGCUUCACACAAAUGAUUGAUAGUCAGCAGCCGUUGACUGUAGUGCACGAGCGCCUGGAGAACAUCCAUUUCCCGUUGAGCAGCGCCGAGACCCAGAGUUUCGCCAACUCCAGGGCAGUCCUACUCAUCAUAAGCCCCGAUCUAUUGGACUAUAUCGACGCUCACGCGGAUGUCUAUGAGCUGACCCGGCUGUUGAGCCCCCGGCGCACGGUUGUCAUGCUGUGUGGGGUACAACAGUCAGAUAUAUCGCAUUUUCAUAGGGCUGCCCUGGUACAUUUCGAUCAGUGGCAGUGCCUGGUGGCCAAGGAUCAGGACAAGGAGUUUGUGGUCAGCGUUAUUCAGGCGGUGCUCACGAUUAUACAGCAAUCGGAUGCCAAUAACUCGGCAAAUAAGCCGCAGUUUAAACUGAGUCCCAGAAAAGUCAAAGAGGGAAAUGGAAAGGUAUUCAUUCUGUUGGACAGUCCCAUCACUGAUAAGCAACAAAUCGAUAUACUGUUUGACGGCUGUAAUGAUAAUCAAGUGUCAGUGAAGUGGAAGAAUGCCUAUAAUCUCUACUUCACAAUACCGGAUAACAUGUUAAAAGUGGCGAAAGUGGUGAAUGUGUCCCUCGUAUGCGACACCAAGAACUUCAUGGGCACCCGUCCCCUCAAAUGCGAGACCAAGAUGUCGGAACUCCACUCACUGUUAACUUCGGUGAACUCGCCCUUUGAGUUCAUGUCCCAAACCCUGGGCUUCCCGACCCUCAGCCAAUUCGACGAAGAGCUGGCCAAACGGUUCGACCAGAGACUGCCCUACUUUGGACCCACACUUACCGCCAAUGACUCUGACAUUGAUGACGUCCACAAGAGUGAGUGCUAUUUGCCGACUCUAUUACACUUCGCGUCGGUCUAUGGUCUCCGGGAACUGACCUCAAAGCUACUGCACUGUCCGUUGGCUAUACGGGCCUGUCGUACGCGUAACUCAAACAACAUGACACCGGAGCAGAUGGCCCACCACCUCAACCACACCGAUAUCGCGGCACUGUUACGCGAUUUUGAACGCCUGUGCGAAACACACAAAUCAAAUAUUCUGUACGACAGCCACCGACCCAUUAAUGGCACGUCUGUGUCGGGCUGUGAACUGACGGAUCAGCUUCAGGCGAGCCUUAAGACGUUGAGGUACUCGACGUCGAGCACACUGUCCGCUCACCACCAUCUGUAUGGUCUGCGACUGUAUUCAGAUUUAUUGCAUAUAAAACAGAAUAGCAAUGAGUUGUACAGUAAUUGCAAGGAAUACGAGAAUAACGUUAAGACCAGUAGUAGUAGUAUUAGUGAUGAGGCGUUUGAUAUCACAGAUGGGAACAAACAUGAGAUGAAUAAUGAGAUCCAAUCCAAAGGGCACUCGUUAUCCAGUGAAUCGAUACCUGAUUUAAAUGAUAAUAAGACGGCAAACAAUGCGCUCCAGAAUUGGCAGCAAUUGUCUCGACUUAAUGAACAGAAUUUGAUUAAAAAGGUUAACAAUUCGGAUGCCGUGAAUGGGAACAAUUGCGGUGACAAUGAGGCGGCCAUCGAGAGCCCGUGCGAUCUGAAUGACAGCCAAAAGGAGUUGUUGGCGAUAAUGGAUGUCUUUAGGACUGGCAUAUCGUUCGUGGAGUUUGAGACCCUGUUUGACGACUGGCAGCAAAAGUAUUGCAAAGUUUUGAAGGCAAAUGUGUCGCCAGAAUUGGACGACUCGUUGACACAAAUCAGGAAUCUGUGCGAAAUCGGUCGCAAACGACAGGAUUUCGAGACGAAUAAGCAUUCACUGAAUUUCAAUGAUUUGCGAUAUUAUUUGAAUUCAAAACUUAAUAAUAAACUCAAUGACAGCAACUUAAAGUUGACGUUGGAUGUGGGUUCAAUAUCGAGCAAUCGUGAGAGCAGUAUAAGCACCGGGAGCUCUCAUGGAGAUGAUAGCACUGGUAGCCAUCGGAGCAAAACCUCUGGCAAACACAACAACAACAGCAUUAGUCGACUUAAU
This is a messenger RNA of Oppiella nova, 2508 nucleotides long. NCBI's taxonomy places the organism in Eukaryota, Metazoa, Arthropoda, Arachnida, Sarcoptiformes, Oppiidae. The record is from the annotation of a GenBank genome assembly.